Molecule: messenger RNA, 1647 nt
Organism: Oryza brachyantha (malo sina)
Lineage: Eukaryota; Viridiplantae; Streptophyta; Magnoliopsida; Poales; Poaceae
Product: peroxidase 43
Exons: 4
Coding region: 100-1107 (335 amino acids)
Biological process (GO): hydrogen peroxide catabolic process; response to oxidative stress
Cellular component (GO): plasmodesma; plant-type cell wall
Molecular function (GO): peroxidase activity; heme binding
Source: RefSeq, a predicted model, not a curated record
CACACAGCUAGCUCGCUCGCUCCUCUUCCUCCUCAGCCUUCUUGCACCUUUUCUUCGAGCUAUCUCUCUCUGAAUUUGUAGCUUGUGUUUGGAGCUGAGAUGGGUAGAGGUGGUGGGGGUGGUCCGGCGAUGCUGCUGGUGGCGGUGGUGCUCGUCGCCGGCGUGGCGGUGUGCAGCGGGCAGCUCAAGGUGGGGUUCUACUCCAAGUCGUGCCCCACGGCGGAGUCCACCGUCGCCUCCGUCGUGCGGCAGUUCGCCGACGCCGACAGCACCAUCCUCCCCGCGCUCGUCCGCCUCCAGUUCCACGACUGCUUCGUCAAGGGAUGUGACGCGUCGGUGCUGAUCAAGGGAGGAGGAGGAGGGAGCAGCAAGGCGGAGGUGGAGAACAACAAGCACCAGGGGCUGCGCGGCAUGGACGUGGUGGAGAGCGCCAAGCAGCAGCUGGAGUCGGAGUGCCCCGGCGUCGUCUCCUGCGCCGACAUCGUCGUCCUCGCCUCCCGCGACGCCCUCGCCUUCACGGGCGGGCCGUCGUUCGACGUGCCGACGGGGCGGAGGGACGGGAAGACAUCGAACAUCCGGGACGCCGACGUGCUCCCCGACGUGAAGGACUCCAUCGAGGUGCUCCGCUCCAAGUUCGCCGCCAAUGGCCUCGACGACAAGGACCUCGUCCUCCUCAGCUCGGCGCACACGGUGGGGACGACGGCGUGCUUCUUCCUCCAGGACAGGCUGUACAACUUCCCGCUCGCCGGCGGCGGGAAGGGCGCGGACCCGGCCAUCCCGGAGGGCUUCCUGUCGGAGCUCCAGUCCCGGUGCGCCCCCGGCGACUUCAACACGCGGCUUCCGCUCGACCGGGGCAGCGAGGGCGACUUCGACACCUCCAUCCUCCGCAACAUCCGCAACGGGUUCGCCGUCAUCGCCUCCGACGCGGCGCUCUACAACGCCACGGCCACCGUCGGCGUCGUCGACGCCUACUCCAGCAUGCUCAGCACCUUCUUCGGGCCCUACUUCCGGGAGGACUUCGCCGACGCCAUGGUCAAGAUGGGCAGCAUCGGCGUCCUCACCGGCGCCGCCGGCGAGGUCAGGAAGGUCUGCUCCAAGUUCAACUGAAACGUACAGCCUUAGCUAGCUAGCUGGUACAAUCAUCCAUCCAUGGCGCGCGUUUAAUUAAUUUCUUCUUGAAAUUAAUUACCAAUUUCUGUAGAUCUUAAAUUACUUCAAAUUAAAACGAAUUGAUCCAGUUCAUGUGCAUCUUGCUGGGACAGAACAAAAAGGGAAAUUUGCACAGAGGUCCAAAUUAAAUUGGAUAUGGAUCUGUGCAUUUUAACUUUUCUGUGGUCUCAGAAGAUGAAAUAUAUAUAGACAAGGAGUUUAUAAGUGACAUUUGGUCUACAUGUUUAUAUAUAUACAUAUAUAUGUACAAGUGAGAAAUAGUCAUUUUGUUCAAGGGUUUGGGUAUUAUAUUGAUUUGUUGCCGAGUGAAACUGUAAAGAAAGUGUUGAAUUCAUCAAUUAAUUCUAAGUGGUGCCAGAACAAUAUGUCCCCCUAGCUUAAUUAGUUGUAUUCUCUGGUUGGAUUGCAAAUUAAAAGCUACCAUUUGCUUGUUGCAUUGAGCUUUAAAGUGCACUUAUAUUGUUAGGCCCGGCCUAG